UUCAUUAGGCGUAGUUUACUGGAUGACUAGCUCACUGGCCAGUCACUAUUAAAAGUCGUAAUUAUGAUAUCGUGUCGGAUGUUUAAGCGAUAUUAUUAAAUCCGGGACUAAAAAGAUGUCUGACACACUUAAAAAAGACAAUCUGGGAGCAGUUCUAGUUCAGGUUCAAGAUGAUUUGAAACAACUCAGGUCCAGUCUCAAAAAAAUCACCGCUGGAGAGAGGGACUUAACGCUGGACAUUGAAGCCCUGGACAAUGCCAUUCGUAACACAGAGAACAGCAUCAGGAAACAUGCGGAGGAUUGUCUGAGAACAGUGAAUAAGCAGCAGCUGGUUCUUCCGAGCAUUGAAGAUAUACAAAAAAAGAUUCAGAUUCCUAAAUGGAAACCAUCUCUGGAGAGAAUCCCAGAUGUGCAUCCACGCAGGGAACGGCUUCCAGGAGUUUCAGCUGGGGGAAAGCCACAUUUGUUGUACUAUCCUGUUCAGCCAAACAACAGAGCCAUUGUGGCACAGAAAUCUGGGCUAUCGCUCCCUGAAGUCCACAAGAGGAGCACAAAUGGAACAAAACGCAGUAAAAUCCACCACCAAAGGGCUGAACUAAAGGAUCGUCACAUCCCGGCAGCACCGCAAGAAGAAACAGAGACAGUGCCACAUCGAAGUUUGCUUUGUAUGUCGAUGCAGCACAAAGCUGCUUCUCUUCACCCAAGAGAGGAUUCAUAUCCUUCUAAAACAGUUUCAAAGUCCAGAUGCCAAAAGCAGCUAAAAUGGGACACAGAUUCUGAAUCCACCUCUGCAAGUACAGACAGAGAAUCCCCACCCCUCUGGACCACCACGACGCCUCCUCCCACCACAACGUCCAAGAGCAUCAACAGUCUUAUCCCGAAAAGUCCUCAGGAUCUAGUUGUGUCGGUUCCUGAAAACAUUACCAAAUACACCUUCUCAAUCAUAAAUGGACAAAUGGACCCUGUGGCGACUGAUUUCUGCCACUUCAAGCAGAGUGUGAACCUGAGCUGGAGCAGUGUGGCCGAUGCUCUGGGGGACCUGACGAAACUUCUCAGGGACUUCGCGGUGCCUCUGGCGAAAGUGAGUGGAGAACGACUGGUGGAGUUUAGCCAGGGAUGGGAUGACGGUUGGAGAAACGCCCCUUCAGCGAUCGCACUCCUGUCAGUGCUUGAAAACUGGGAGGAGGUAUUGGGUCUUGUCGUACGCCCAGGUCAGCGCUACAAGGGAGAGGGAGGCUUUGAGGCGGCCGCCAUCCGCAUCCAGUCCUGCUGGAGGCGUCACGUAGCUCGGACGGCCUACCUGCGCCACUGCCGGCGCAAGUGGGCGGCAGGCACCAUCGCCAUCUCAUGGUUGAUGCACGCUCAGAUGCGUCGUGUCAGGACGGCCCUGCAGGCCCGGCGCUUUAGUCAGCUGGAGAAUUAUCGCAGCAGAGCUCAGCAUCUGGCAGCCAACUGGAAACAUAUCCAGUCCUCCAAGAGGACCAUUAUCCACAUCCCUUCAUUAGGAUACUGUCAGAGCCAGCGAAUGAACUUGAGGGGAUUUGACAUCCUGCAGAACGUCCAAAUAAGCCGAGUGUGCGACAUCAGAGAUGAAAAUGUGGAGGUGAUCUACGUGUGUUCCCAGCAUCUGGGCGACGACAUCUUGCACUAUUACACCAGCCUCCUGAAGUGUGAUGGAGCCGCAGAUGGGGCCGACGCCGGGGCCACUCUGGCUUUAUCCUGCAUGAGACGCUUUAUCAUUCUCACACCUGAGGCUGUAGACCAUUUCCCGACCCACAACAUGUGCCUUUCUACGCUGCUGAAGUACAGUCCACGCACCCUGAAGCGCAUCCGAAACCUGAUCCAGGGGAAGCAGGCCUACAUUGUGGGUGGGGUGGCCCAUACGGACGACCUGGCAGUGGCCGAUGAGUUGGGUGUGCCAAUCCUGGGUCCAGAACCGGCUAUUGCGCAACUCCACGGCAGCAAGUCCGGAGGGAGGAGGAUCUUUGCUGGGGCAGGGAUAGAUGUACCACCUGGUCAAGGAGACAUCUACUCAUUAAACCAGCUUCAUGAAAUACUGGCAGAGCUCAUGACUGAAAAUAUGGACGUGCAGCGUUGGCUCUUCAAGACGGACUCUGAGCACGGCGGCCGCGGUACAGCAUACUGUGAUACGUGCCAUAUUAGCUGCUAUAAGUGGGCGCGGCACGAAUAUCAUCGUUAUGGUCCUGAGCUAUGGAACACAAAAUGGAUGCAGGAGCCGGUGCUGCUGAGAUAUUUAGAUGAGAUCCCAGAAUGGCUGGCCCAUUAUGCGCAGCCCGCUAAAACCUCCUGCUAUCCCAACUGGGCCUGUUUCCUGAAGACCUUCCUCAGGCAAGGUGGUGUGGUGGAGGCCUACCCGCCUUCAGACAGCAUCACCUGUUUGACAGUGGACCUGCUGCUGGAGCCCGGAGGUGAGGUGACCGUGCUGUCUUGUGGAGACCAGCUUCAUGGCUCCUGUCAACUGGAAGCCAUUGGCUCCACUGUUCCCCAGACAUCCGUGCACCCAGAGAUCUUGCACUCCAUCUGCACCCGUGUGGGCCAGGCCUGUCUGCAGCGCCGUAUCGUAGGUCACGUCUCUGUGGACCUGGCUACAUUUCUGGACCACAACACCACGGAGCAGAAGGUGUGGGCUGUCGAUCUGGACGUCGCGUACAGUGACCAGCUCGCCAUGACCCAGAUGCUUCUGAUGAUGACUGGGGGAACGCUGAAUUGCCGCGCAGGCUGUUUACAAGUGCCAACUCCAAUCAGGGAGAGAUGCUGUGAACUCCAGACGGCAGCCAAACCUUCUGUUGGUAAUCGUUACGCAGUUAUUGGGAACCACUUGUUUCACUCCAACCUUUCCAUGUUGUACCAUAAUGUGUUCUUAAAGCUGUGCAAGUUUCACGGCAUUGGAUUUAACAGGAAGAGGAAGCAAGGCACGGUUUUUGCUCUUUAUGACAGGACCGAGCGAAGCAGUAUCGGAAUGAUAACCGUCUCGGAGGAUCUCCAGGGGGCUCUUGUGACCUUUGCUCGGAAUCUGUCAGUCAUUCAUCAGGAAAUAUCAUCCUCUAAAAUGCAAGGAGAAACUAAUUUCAAGGAUCUGAUGAUGAACGUAGAAGAUGUACUGCAGGUGACUUUUCAGAACAAGGUGCAAGCGGAGGAUAAAGCAUCUGUUUAGACGGCUGUUUUGCCUGUGAACUUGCCCUACUCUCGCCCUGUCAAGUGGUCAUGUCAAAUCCCCCGGGGAGUCCUGGGGAUGGAUGCCAAAUAAAUUUCUGAAAAUCACCGACUCUGUCAUGAAUCUGUAUAAUUAGCAGCUUUCUGAUAUGAAUGUAUUUUAAUAUUGGAAAGCAGAAAUUGUACCCUAGUGCCAAUAAGUCUUCAUGCAUUUACAUUAUGCAGCAUGAAGCAAUUUUAGCUUUAAUUUGAUCAUGUUUAACCACAAAAAAAUACUAAAAAGAAUAUAAAUAGAUCCACCGAUUAACAGCUAGUGUAUUGUUCACUGUUACCAGACAUAUAGAGAUCCAUUAUGUUUGUAUUUUGUGGCCCGUGUGCAGAUUCUAAUACACUUCUGCUGUGCACAUGGGACUACAUCAAUUACUAUGGUUGGCUGAUUAGGAAGUGAUUGGUACUGAGCGCACUUACUCCUCAAAUCCUCAAAUGACACUUAUUGUAAGUUAACAAUUACAAUAAUCUGACUGUUAUGCAUUAAAAAUAAAAAAUAAAAAACAGUAUUUGUUUGCUGGAAACUCACACCAUAUUAUAAUUUGCCAGUCUGUUUGUUAAUGUUGUUCAUCAUAAAUAUGGAUUGUUUUUGGUCCCCAUGCUUUAUAAGCCAAAGUGCAAAUUGUAUUAGUUGUAUUAAGAUGGCAAAUAAAUAUCCUGUAAUUUAUAUUCACAAACAGGUUUGAUGAAGGGAAAAAGAUUAGUUGGUUUGGAA
Mugil cephalus (flathead mullet) is the source of this 3937-nucleotide messenger RNA. RefSeq names its product IQ motif containing H (gene iqch). Bases 116 to 3175 code for a protein of 1019 amino acids. The transcript is spliced from 21 exons. Lineage: Eukaryota; Metazoa; Chordata; Actinopteri; Mugiliformes; Mugilidae. Gene Ontology annotation, molecular function: protein binding. The record is from RefSeq and is a predicted model, not a curated record.